This is a messenger RNA of Musca domestica (house fly), 378 nucleotides long. RefSeq lists its product as uncharacterized. The record is from RefSeq and is a predicted model, not a curated record. Lineage: Eukaryota; Metazoa; Arthropoda; Insecta; Diptera; Muscidae. The coding region runs from base 1 to 378 and encodes 125 amino acids. The transcript has a single exon.
AUGGAUUUGAAUAAAAAGUAUACAUCAACAUUACAAGAAGAUUUAAGAAGAUUUUCUAGAUUUAAAGUCACAACGGAGAAACAAUUUGACGAAAUGAUCCAGAUCUUGCAAAUGAAUCAAAACUUGGCUAGAGGUUACAGCAAUGGCUUGAAAAAAAUUAACAUCAAGGAAGAAUGGAACAAAGUUGGUGCAAAACUCAAUAUCCUAGGACCGCCGGUUCGAACAGGCGAGGCUUGUAUGAAAGUCUGGGCCGAAUACAAAUUGAGGAAGAAGCUAGUUCAUAAUAAGGCAGAAUGUCGUGCUACAGGUGGAGGGCCAUUCAAGCAGUUCACUUUAAGCGACACGGAGGAAGCAGCAUCACGCUUGUUACAAUUAUAG